AUGGCAGAGGAAUUGGCGAUCAAUCCUGGGCCCACAAACACUAGUUUGUUGUAUCUUACUGGGGAAGGAGCACACAUUUCAGAUAAAGUCUGGAAUGGACAAACAAAUAAAAUUCUCAAAGUUCGACGAUCACGUGAUUCACGAGUUGUGCAUGAGAGACUCAUACGUAGCGUUCCCGAGGCAAUUAGAGGUCACCUUGAAGCUGCAGGUUUUUACCACUGUGCGCUAGUCUCAGAUGUUUAUCCAGACCCUCCCUUGAUUUCAGCGCUCAUUGAAAGGUGGCGUCCCGAGACGCACACUUUUCACCUCCCGUUUGGAGAAUGCACCAUAACUCUUCAAGAUAUUGCAGUUCAGUUGGGCUUGAAGAUUGAUGGUGACGUUGUCACAGGUCCCACCUCUUGUAAUUGGCCUGUCAUCGUUGAAGAAUGUUUAGGAAAGAGACCACCAGCAGAAGCUAUUAGAGGAGGUGCGUUGAAAAUGAAGUGGAUAAAUGAGAAUUUUAACGAUGUGCAAGACUUCAUUGACAAUCCUCAGGAUUUGGCAUGUUUUGCACGGGCAUACAUCAUGCGCAUGCUUGGAGGUUUUCUCUUACCUGACCAUAGCGGGUCCCAUGUUCCUCUAAGAUAUCUUCCUCUUUUGAGGAAUUUUGAGGAAGCUGGAAAAUAUAGUUGGGGUUCUGCGGUACUUGCCCAUCUAUAUAAGGAAAUGUGUAAUGCAAGCAAAAUCUCACGUGUGGAGAUCGGUGGUUGUGUACAACUCAUCCAAUUCUGGGUCUGGACGAGAUUUCCUGAUGUUGGCCCCCUCAAAGAACUCAACGUUAUCAAAGAAGGUUGCCCUCUUGGAGCCAGGUGGAGAGAAGAUGCUGACUGGAUAAAGUAUCAGUUGCCGUACUGGAGGCAUUACCUUGACACACUUAAAACUGAACAAUUUGUGUGGAUGCCUUAUCCACAUAGUCUCUUGCAGCAACUAUCUCCAAUAUGUCGGGACAACAUGCAUUUGUGA
Molecule: messenger RNA, 1002 nt
Organism: Lotus japonicus
Lineage: Eukaryota; Viridiplantae; Streptophyta; Magnoliopsida; Fabales; Fabaceae
Product: serine/threonine-protein phosphatase 7 long form homolog
Exons: 3
Coding region: 1-1002 (333 amino acids)
Biological process (GO): meristem maintenance; meristem development
Source: RefSeq, a predicted model, not a curated record